CGAAUCGCACCUUCUGACCCGCAAACAUAUUUCUAAGCCUCAUCUUCAACCUCUGUUUCUGCUCUUAAACCCUAGAAAAAUCGCAGGCCAACACAGAGUGGGAGCACAAUGGCGAAGUCUAUGAGAUCAAAGAGGGAGAAGAGGCUGAGAGCCAUCAGAAGAGAGAUUGUGUCUGCGGAUCCUAUCACCCAAAAGAAAGAGGACGCCAAGCUCGCUGCCCAAGAGGCUGCCCUUGCUGCCCCUAAGGUUCCCGUGCGCUCCCCAUCCACCACCAAUAGAACCACGGCUAUGGCUAUAGAAUCGGCUCCAACCACCUCUAACGACAAGGAUAACAAUAUGGAUGUUGAGAUGGCUGACGACAACCAACUUACGAAAUCUUUGAAACCAAUUGGAAGGAAGAUGAAAAAGAAGAUGAAGUUGGCUAAAAAGAAUGGCAAGGGCAAGGGAAAGGGCAAGAUUAGGAAGAGACAUGUGUGAACCCCCUCAAUUGUGUGAACUUCAAUUUUGAUGCUUGUUCCUAUACAAGCAUCUUGUGCUAUGGCCUUUCUUGACUUCACUAUUAUUAGGAGGUUUUUUUUUUUUUUUUUUUUU
Messenger RNA from Ipomoea triloba (trilobed morning glory), 591 nucleotides. RefSeq lists its product as uncharacterized. Bases 109 to 477 code for a protein of 122 amino acids. The record is from RefSeq and is a predicted model, not a curated record. NCBI's taxonomy places the organism in Eukaryota, Viridiplantae, Streptophyta, Magnoliopsida, Solanales, Convolvulaceae. The transcript has 2 exons.